Messenger RNA from Rotaria socialis, 516 nucleotides. The record is from the annotation of a GenBank genome assembly. Lineage: Eukaryota; Metazoa; Rotifera; Eurotatoria; Philodinida; Philodinidae.
AUGGAGUACAGUACUCGACCGCAACGAAUUUCUUGUCAAUAUGGUUACAUUCGUACAAUACCUGGCACAUUGAAAGCUAUUCAAUUUCUUUGUGAUAUCGUCGCUUUAAUAUUAGGUGCAGCAGCGCCAGCUAUGAGUUAUAGUGGCCAUAAAGGAUUUUUUACAUUUGUUGCUGGAUUCGCAAUUAUAAUAACAACAAUUCUUUUUCUAUUGGCUUUAAUAAAUUUACAAGCUGUUUGUAUACCAGAUCGUUGGCUGUUGAUUGAAAUGUUUUGGUGUGCAUCUAUUGCUUUACUAUUUUUUAUAGCAAGUAUUGUUGUUGCAACAAUUGCCAAAUAUAAUGGUGUUUAUGGAGCUGCAGCGUUUUUUGGCUUUGCAGCUUUUUUUACUUAUUUAGCCGAUGCAAUUUAUCGUUUUCGAUUAGUUCGAGCUGGUCCACGUGGUCGACACACAGAAGCAUAUAUAUCCAAUACAACAACAACAACAACCGUUACUCGCCAACAACCAACUUAUUAA